Molecule: messenger RNA, 1094 nt
Organism: Paramecium sonneborni
Lineage: Eukaryota; Ciliophora; Oligohymenophorea; Peniculida; Parameciidae
Source: the annotation of a GenBank genome assembly
AUGAUAGAUUUGGAAAUUAUAUACUCUUUUAAUUGCCUUAUAUCCUUUCAACAAUAAGAUCAUUACUAACACUAAGCUAAGUUACAAUUCACUUCAACCAAAAUAAACCUUCUUUUGAAUUCUCAAUGCUAUGAAAUAGAUAUUUCUUAUUAAUUAGCACUUAAAUGGAAAUGUCAAGAGAACAAAUUGUUAUCUAUGCAUUUUUAAUAAUUUACUAUUUAUGCUGAAAAUGAAGAUCUCCUUAUUCUCAAGAAACAUUUAGAUUGUAAAGUAACAUAUGUGGGUAUUCGAGAAAUUUAUGAUAAUGUUAUUUUAAUAUAAUAAACAGGAAAUGCUAAAGUAAUUAAAGAAACUAUUAUUGUUAGACAUGCACACUUAAAAGCAAAAUAGAUGAUAAAAAUUACAUUUGUAAAUGCUAUAAAAAAUAAGAAUUUGAAAAGUGUAGAAUAUAUGAAUAAUUGAUGAUAUUACGUAAAUUGAAUGAAUUCAAGAAUGUAGCUCGAAUAAUAGAUUUCUUUGAAUCUUCGAAUUCUUAUUAUAUUAUUUUUGAAUAGAUGAACAGAAUUCAUUAUCAUAAUCUAAGUCAUGAAGAUAUUUAAUCAAUGAUGUUUGUAUAUUAAAUUAAAUAAUAGGAUAUUUUAUGUUGUGUAAAAGUGUUAAUUUCCAAUAAAAUUUACCAUUCAUAAAUAAAUUUAUGUAAUAUUUUAAUGGAUAAGGAUAUGAAUUGCAAACUUAUAGGUUUUGAAAAUGCAGAAUUGUUAAAUGAAGAGAAUGAUGUCUUGAAUUCUUUAAUGUUGACAAUGGCAGGUAAUGUGAUGAUUAAAUUGUAAGAAUAAUAUUAAAAAAUUAGAUAUCAAUAUAAUUCUUCGAAUAAGGAUUUAAUAUGUAUUCCUGAUUAUGGGAAUUCGCUUGUUUAAGGAUUAUUGUAAUCUAAAUAGGAUCAACAAAUAAAUAUAGAGUAAGCCUUAAGUCAUGAGUAUUUUGAUUAUUUUGAUAACAAUUCAAGUCCAAUGAUGCAAUAAUAGAUAAUACCAAAAUUGAAAUCAUUCAUUACAUAAUAAUCACUUUAAUCACCAAUAGAUAGUAACAUUUGA